AUGCAACUCGCAGUCCGUCAAGAAGAUGCUGACAUCUUACUUAAACAAAAGAACGUUUUAGAUGAAGCAAUAAUCGAGAAAUAUAGAGUAGCUGGUCAAAUCACUCAAACUGGUCUUACAUACAUAACAUCAUUAAUUAAUAAUUCAUAUCAUUUAUCUUCCACCAAAUUAACCAUUCAACACUUAUGUCUUUUAACCGAUUCAUUUUUAACCAAAUUAUUAUCUCGUCAAUAUGCUAAUCUCGUUAAUGAGAAAGGUAUUGCUCAUCCAACUACCAUUAAUGUAAAUGAAUUAAUUAAUGGAUUUGCUCCAGAAGUAGAUGAUGAAAGAUCAUUUACUUUUAAUGAAGGUGACGUUGUAACUAUCAGUUUAGGUGUCCAUAUUGAUGGAUACACUUCUCAAGUCAGUCAUACCAUGGUUAUAUACCCACCAUCCCCAGAAUUAAAACCAACUGGUCCAUUAUUAGGUUCAAAUGCCGAUGCCAUCGUUGCAUGUCAUAUUGCUGUUGAAACUAUGGUUGCAUUAUUGGGUACUUCCCUCUCUCCAGAAAAAUUACCUGCUAAUUUAAAGAAUCAAUCAGGUACUAUUACUGGUCAACAAAUCCGUACCUUAGUUGAUGCUAUUGCUGAAUCAUUCAAUUGUAUUGUUAUUCCUGGAUCUAAGAUAAGAAGAGUUAGAAGAUUCCUUGCGGGUCAAGCUGAAGGGAUUGUUGCUGAGCGUGACUUUAAGGGUGUUGUUUGGGAUGAAUCUCAUCAAGAAACUCGUUUAUUGAAACAAGCUACUACUUCUACUGAAUUGGUUUUACAAGAUGGUAAUAAGAAAGCAUCACAAACUAAUAAUUCUAGUGCUGUUCCAACUGAUGAAUUCGUGGUAUUGCCUGGAGAAGUUUAUCAAAUUGAUAUUCGUAUGGUUGGAUUACAAUCUCUUAAUGAAGUUGGGAUUGUUACUACUGAAGAAAUUGAUCAUUUUACUGGUAAGAACCAUAAACAAGAAUUUAAUUGUAAGAGUUCAAUUUUCAUUCGUGAUUUUGCUAUCACUCAUCAAUUAAAAUUAAAAACUGCUAGAAAAUUAUUAUCUGAUAUUGAUCAUGAAUUUUCAGUUUAUCCAUUUAAAUUAGAUUAUGUUGGUAAGAAUUUCCCAAUUAAUUUAGAAUCUAAUGAUGAAGAAAUUCGUCAACAAAUAGAUGCCAUUACUAAGGAUAUGAAAUCUCAUAGAUUAGGUGCUGCAGAAUUAUCAAAUCGUCAUUUAAUUAAAGCUAAACCAGUUCAAAUUACUAAAUUCAUUCCGUUGGAACAAAUAUUAUUAACUGCAAAUCCAACAGGUAAACAUGGUAUUGAUGCUGCUAAACCAGUUUUACCAGGUAUGGAAAUUCCAUUACCAAAAUUAGGUAUUUCAUCAUUAAAAUUGAAAUCAUUAUUAAAACAUGGUAAGAAUAUAAGUAAUGUUAGAGAAUCAACUACUGUUAUAAUAAAUGAAGGUAAUCAAGAAGUUAUUAGAUUAACUGGUGGUGAAAAGACAGGUAGACCAAGUUGGACUCAUUCUCAAUAUAAAUUACAAGGUGAAUUGAAAGAUACUAUUGAAUAUUUGGUUCAAUUAACUAAAGAUAAAAGAUUUGGUAUUAAAGUUAAAGAAAUUAGUCCUUAUAAAACUAAGCAAAAUAAUAUGGCAGUUGAAUCUAUGCAAUUAGAUUAG
Hemisphaericaspora subhashii is the source of this 1692-nucleotide messenger RNA. RefSeq names its product putative hydrolase (gene ARX1). The record is from RefSeq and is a predicted model, not a curated record. The transcript has a single exon. Lineage: Eukaryota; Fungi; Ascomycota; Pichiomycetes; Serinales; Debaryomycetaceae. Bases 1 to 1692 code for a protein of 563 amino acids.